AUGGCAGAGAGUGCUAUAACUUAUUUGGUACAUCAGCUUUCAACCUUGCUCAAUGGUGGACAAAAAUUUCUUGAAGGAAUUCAAGAAGAAAUUGUUCAUAUCAGGGAUGAAUUUGGAAAGAUGAGGACUUUCUCAAGAGUAGCUGAUGCAAAAGAAGAAGAAGAUGCUGAAUUACAAGUAUGGAUCAAACAAGUACAAGAACUUGCACAUGAUGUCCAAGACAUUCUCGAAAAACAUGUUGUUAUGUGCAACAAUUUUCAAGAAAAGGGAUCAUGGCCAUGGAAAAAGUCCCAUCUUUCAUUGUCGGAGAAGUUAUUUGAAGCUCAGCAUGAUAAUCUUUCAAUGUUAUUGGAAGGCAUCAAUGUCCGUAUCGUCAUCAUUUCUGAAGGACAUAUAACAUUUCUUCAGAAAUAUGGUGUUACAAUAAGUGCUGAGAGUAGCAACAUUAAUAAAUGGUGUGAUAACCAUGAAGAAGUAGUUCUUCAUGAUGAUGCAGAUCUUUUAGGCAUUGAAAAUCACAAGUCAAUGCUGCUUGAUUGGGUUCUUUCUGAUGAUCCAGAAUGGAAAUUGCAGUGUAUAGUUGGAAGUAGAAGUAUAGGGAAAACUACCCUAGUCAAGAAAGUCUAUGAUGAUGCAGCAGUGAAAAAGCAUUUCAAUCAUACACUGUGGCUUGAGAUUCCAAGGGUUUCUGAUGUUAAGGAGCUAAUGAAGAACAUGAUUACUAUAAACAAUGACCAUUCCCGUCGAGUCAUUGAAGACAUGGAUACUAACAUGUUGGCACAGUUCAUCCGACAACUCAUUGAGUCAUCAAGGUACUUUAUUGUCCUUGAUGAUGUCCCUGACAUUGGUAUAUGGAGGGCUCUCAAAUGUACAUUUCCUAUUGAAAACUGA
Messenger RNA from Nicotiana attenuata, 891 nucleotides. Its product is annotated as probable disease resistance RPP8-like protein 2. The record is from RefSeq and is a predicted model, not a curated record. Lineage: Eukaryota; Viridiplantae; Streptophyta; Magnoliopsida; Solanales; Solanaceae. The transcript has a single exon. Gene Ontology annotation, molecular function: ADP binding. The coding region runs from base 1 to 891 and encodes 296 amino acids.